Molecule: messenger RNA, 2622 nt
Organism: Oryzias latipes (Japanese medaka)
Lineage: Eukaryota; Metazoa; Chordata; Actinopteri; Beloniformes; Adrianichthyidae
Gene: sgms2a
Product: sphingomyelin synthase 2a
Biological process (GO): ceramide biosynthetic process; sphingomyelin biosynthetic process
Cellular component (GO): Golgi membrane; plasma membrane; endoplasmic reticulum membrane
Molecular function (GO): ceramide cholinephosphotransferase activity; sphingomyelin synthase activity
Source: RefSeq, a predicted model, not a curated record
ACCGACCUGAUCUGAAUCCGUGAAGGGUUCACACUUGAAAGGAAAAUUCCAGGUGAAUUGAGAAAUAUUGAAUAUAUGUAGAAAAUAUAGAAUUUUUACAUUUAAUACUUGCAUUUUUCAUGUUUCUUUAGUUGUAUUGUAAUAAAUAAAUAAUCUGCUAGUGAUACAUAAGCAGAUUUCUACAAAAUUGAAAACAUCGCACGCCAACUCCAGGAGCAGCAAUUUCAAAAGAACAUAGUUACAGGGCGACACACAUGCGCUGAUUACAGGACAGCCGUGAAUUACAGAGGGAUACUGGCGCGCUCGUGGCGCUUCAGGGAGGAGCGCCUCAGCAAAAGCUACAGACAGCUCCGCGCAUUGGAACAGUGCAACCAGCGGCGGACAUUCGGGCAGCAUCUGGAAGCAUCAGGGAUUCCGAGGAGGACAGCAAGAAGGCCCAAGCAAGGAAAGCUGGAGAGUGUUUCUUCCUAAGGUGGACUGAACAGACACUCAUGGCUUCACAGGAGCUUGGAAACGCCAGGGAGUCUGCCACUGAUAAUCUGAAGCCAAAAAUUGACAAUGAUGCCGAGCCCAGCACCACGAAACCCUGCCCCGUCCACGCUCCGAGUGGCGAGGAGGCCAAGAGGGGUUUCCGGAAGGGCAUGAGCAGACACAAUGACUAUGUGAAAAUCACAGUGCCUGAGUCUAAAGUCAACCGUCUCCCCACCGAGUGGUGGAAGACAGUGAUCGCUUUUUUCUACGCUGCUUUUAACCUGGUCUUGACAACCGUGGUCAUCACCGUCGUGCAUGAGAGAGUCCCACCUAAAGAGACUAGCCCACCCCUGCCUGAUAAGUUUUUUGACUAUAUCGACCGGGUCCAGUGGGCCUUUGCAGUGACAGAGAUCAACGGCAUGCUGCUGCUGGGCAUCUGGAUGAUCCAGCUGUUUUUCUUCAAAUACAAGUCUAUUGUGUUCCGAAGGUUUUUCUUCCUCAUCGGCACCCUGUACCUGUACCGUUGUGUGACCAUGUACAUCACCACCCUGCCUGUGCCUGGCGUGCACAUGACCUGUGCUCCUAAGCUUCACGGAGACUCCCAAGCAAAAAUUCAGCGAAUUCUGCGGCUGAUGUCAGGUGGAGGCCUGUCCAUGACAAACUCGCAUCUGCUGUGUGGAGACUUCCUCUACAGUGGACACACAGUGAUGCUCACCCUCACCUACUUGUUCAUUAAGGAGUACUCGCCGCGGUCGUUUUGGUGGUACCAUCUCAUAUGCUGGCUGCUGAGUGCCGUGGGUGUGGUCUGCAUCUUGGUGGCCCAUGAGCACUACAGCGUGGACGUAGUCGUGGCCUAUUUCAUCACAUCCCGUCUGUUCUGGUGGUACCAUACCAUGGCCAACCUACAGACCCUAAAAUGCUCACCCAACAACUAUCUCACCAACACCUGGUGGAACCCAUUGUUUAACUUCCUGGAGAGGAACGUGCAAACGUCGGUGCCGUGCUCCUUCAUUUGGCCCCUCACCUGGCCGUCUGUAUGCUUGAAGAAUCCCUGCAAGACGUACUCCAUGGUACAAAGCACACGGGAGGAGUAACGCUCCUCAGAUGCUGUAGCACCUUUGCCUGUCACCUUUACCACCCUUUGGAGUGGAGUUCACUCAGUCAGUAUUGUCUAUUGUGCAGGGACCAAAAUCUACCUACUUAAUCCUCAUUCAUAGAAUAUAGGUUAGAGAAAAAGAGAAUUACAGCAAAAAGGAUGAUUAGGAAUUUUACCACUGUGGUUUAUUUAUAAGAUAAAGUGCUGCAAUGAGUUACAGCUUUUUUGUUACACUAAUCUUUUUCUUAUUCUCUUGAUAUCACAACUACUUUUAUUUCAACAUAGCAGCUUUAUUCUUCCAGUACUUUGUUUUAGUAGAUGAAAACUGCAAAUACUGCAAUGUGUCUUUAGUGUGACCUCAAUAUGAUAUAGUACUGAGGUCACAAGGUGCCUUAGUGUUUUCAACAUCUGUAACUGUACCAAAGCUGCCAUUUUUGUCUUAAAUUCAACUUUAUAUUCUUUUAAUUUCAUUGAGUUUGUGUUAUUUGCAGUAGCCAUACAUUUGUUAACUGUAGUACUCAAGUUGUAGCACUCUAAUAAAAUAUAAUUGUAAUGAUUUACUGCAUAACCUUCCUUUUUUUAAUUACAAUUUUAGAUUGUAAAAUACAUUUUUAUACAGAUUAAAAGCUGCAUCAGACACAACAAUUAAAACGGCAGUUGCAGUAAUUUUACAAUUGAAAAAAAUGAUCUUUAGAUGUGUUUGUUUCUUUUUUUUAAGGAUUUCAGUUGUUCCUUUACAUUUUCUGGAAAAAAACACUCAAUAAUGCAAUAAUGGGGGUUAGAGAAACUAAAACGGAGGCUCAGAUUAGGGAGAAACCUGACAUUUGACAAAAAAAAUGUGUUUUUAUCAUACAUGUGGCAAGAAUGAUUGUCAAAUGAAAGUUCUGAGUUCUUCUUUUGAAGUCCUUUUUUGCUCACAAAACCCUGCUAUACUUUUUAUAUUAUACUUUGUUCUAUGUGUUUUUUUUUUUGUUCUUCUUUGGUACUGUGUUGGUGACUGCUUCAGUUUUAUUCUCCAAGUGGACAGUGACAAUAAAGGAAUAUCUUAUCUCUUA